Messenger RNA from Acanthaster planci (crown-of-thorns starfish), 2793 nucleotides. RefSeq lists its product as uncharacterized. The record is from RefSeq and is a predicted model, not a curated record. Gene Ontology annotation, cellular component: membrane. Gene Ontology annotation, biological process: determination of ventral identity. Lineage: Eukaryota; Metazoa; Echinodermata; Asteroidea; Valvatida; Acanthasteridae. Gene Ontology annotation, molecular function: protein binding; phosphatidylinositol binding.
AUGCUUUCCGCGUCCGUCAAGCAUAAAAAGUUAAAAAUAGUUAUCAGAUGAAUUUGUAUCAAAUUUAUUUUAAGUAUAUGCAAUUUUUAGUAUGAUAUGAGGAUGAUUUUUAACAAAGUCAAGCCCCAUUGACAUUUGUGAAAUUGUAGACGUUUUGAUGUGGACGAGGACCCGUGUCAGGCUAGGCAAGGAGUCAAAUCAGUUUAACACGUGUUCGCAAAGAGGACGGACGUGUUGCAAAAAUCUUGCGCGUGUUCACAUUGGCCUAGUACAUGUACAACUGUACAUAUUGUAUGUGUACAUCGAUUAUGUAUGGCCUAACGUUACUGUGUCGGCCAUAAACAGUACCUGUACAUACAUCCCAUUAGGACUGUUCUUAUUUAAAUUUUGUUUCUUCACUUGGAUUUUGAGUAUGGGGGGAACAAGCAAGGUGAAAGGAAGAAGAAGGUCGAAGAGAGGAAGUACGCGAGGAGAAAGGAAAGGGCUGAAGGAAUUGGCCAAGGAAACCAAGAAGCCUGGUCAAAGUAAGGAAGGUAGACGGAAAAGUAGUGAUAAGGGGCAAGAGACAGGGGAUGGACAGUCAAAGUACUCAGUACAGCAGCUGUUGGCCCAGGCAACAGACUGCAUGGAUACAUUUAACUUCGACCUGGCACAGAAAUUUCUUCAGAGGGCAUUGGAGAUUGAGCCAGACAACCUGCAGGUAUUAGAGGUCACUGGGAGUCUCUUGAUUGAAGUUGGUGAACUUGAGAAGGCCAAACAAUGCAUGGGUAGAGCCAUCGUCUUGUCCCCUGAGUCUGGCUAUUCUAAGUACAUGUACAUGGGGCAACUAUUUGAAGGUGAAGAGGCAGUGCAAUAUUUUGUGAAAGGAAUCGAGCUGAUGGAGAAAGAAAGAGAGAAACAAGACAAGCAGCCUGAAGCAGCCUGUGCUGAGGAGGAUUCACAAACUGAUCCAGUAACCGAUGGAGAUAUUGCUCGAGCUUAUUGCUCCAUGGCAGAAAUUUAUCUGACGGAUUCAUGUUUUGCUGAAGAUGCUGAGGAGAAGUGCAAAGAAUGUAUAGAUAAGGCUAUUGAUACAGAUAGUGACAGUGCUGAAGCCUACCAGGUCCUUGCUAGCUAUUGGUUGAGCAAGGAAGACAAAGAGCAAGCUAAGAAGUCAAUUGAGAAGAGUCUGUCGCUAUGGCUUCCAAAAAUGAAGGCCCUAGAAGAGGAAGAAGUGAACAUGGAAGGUUCAAACUUUGAUCCAGUCAAUCCCUGCCCGUUAAACUACCAGAAUCGGAUUGGCACAGCUAAAAUCUUGAUGGAGCUGGAAAUGAAUGAACAAGCAGAGGAGAUCUUGGAAGGACUUCUUCAGGAAGAUGAUCAGGUUGUGCAAGUUUGGUAUAUGCUGGGCUUGAUAAAUGUGGAGAAAACUGGAGAGGAUCAUAAAGCACCUGCAAGAUUCUUCUUGAACAUGGCUAAAAAGCUGUAUCAGAAGAUCAAGUGUGAUGAUGAACAGGUUCUUCUACACACAGAGGAACUUCUAGCUCUCCUUGGACCUGGGGAGGGGCUAGAUGAAUCUUGGCUUAGGCAUCGAGGGGAGUCAUCAGAGAGUGACGAUACUGAGGAAGAUGUACUGAGCACAGAUGAUGAGAAAGAACAGACUGGGGAAACAGUUACAGAUGGAGAAAAGAAAGGGAUUGGAGAAAAAGAAGAAAAAAUGGAGCACUAAGGAGUACAAUAGAAAAUAUGAGAAGCUCAGGUUUUUGUCAACCCACUCUGUCCUCCAUCUUUCCAUUUGUUCUCCUAUUAGUGUCUUAACUGUUCUCACUGCUGUGUACAGUGACAUUUACAGCUAAUUUAUUUUUAGUGACAACUAUUCCUACAUACAUGUAUCAUUCAGUAAUACGGAAAUUGUGACAUCAGAAGAAUUGUCUGAUGGCCUGGCAUAGUCAUGGCAGAUACAUUCAUCAAUGCUUGGAGCGCUGUCAAGAUAGUAUGCAACCAAAGUAAUGCAAGAUUUUUUAAUAUUUUUCAAACAUUUAUGUGGGAGAUCAGCAGUGUUUACAAGUGCAUGUUGCUGUCAUCGUUAUAGUUCCACGUUUUAAGUUCAUUGCCACAGAUUAUGCACUAAGGAUCCCCUCACUUUAUCUGUUGUUGGUGGAUGUCAAUAUUUAUACAUAUGUAUAGAUGUUCUUAAAAUUUAUUGCUUUGUACAAAAGCUGUAUACAUUUGUAUUUAUGGCAGUGUGCAGGUAUGGCUCCUAACAUGCCCAAGUUCAAAAAAGUAGGUUCCGUUAUGUUAAUUAUGAAGCAAUGAUGAUAUUCAUAAUUAUGACAGAGUAAAUAGGUCCUCACAGAAUACAGGAGGUAAUAGUAAGUGUUGCAGUGCAUUUUCUGUAUUGGUAGGACUGUCUCUUUCUGAAAUGGUGGAUGGGUGCCAAAUUCUUGUGGAGAUAGUAGGCUUUAAAUACCACAAUGUCGUCUUGGAAUAUUUUGAUACAUGUAGGUUCACCAUUCAUUUUUUGAAUGAUUGACUUGUUUUGUGAAAGACUCGUUUUGAAAAUAAGACACACUUGAAUUCAACUGGCAGGAACUGGAGACAUUUUUGGCUCACAAAAAGGCAUCAAGUUUAACCAUUUUGAAAAUUAACUCUGCAAGAUUUCAGUUCUCUAUGGAUUUAAUAUGGAGACUGCUUUUUAUACAUACAUGUAUGCCUUUCGUUACAUUUUACCCAAGAAUUGUAAACACAAGCUGGUAUAUGUAUAAAAGAAAUGUGUAAUGCUUUGUUUCACCAAAUAAAACCCUGAACAUGACA